Molecule: messenger RNA, 627 nt
Organism: Penicillium canescens
Lineage: Eukaryota; Fungi; Ascomycota; Eurotiomycetes; Eurotiales; Aspergillaceae
Exons: 1
Coding region: 1-627 (208 amino acids)
Source: RefSeq, a predicted model, not a curated record
AUGCAGUACAAGUCGCUCACCUUCCUCCUCUUCUCGGCCACAGCCCUGGCCUCCCCAGCUCCCCAAGCUUCAGUGACCGAGGAUCUAGAUGAUAUUCCCAACUCCGUCAUCGUAGCCCUCCAAACGGCCAUCCCAAGCUCAGUCUGGGCGGAGGUCAUGUCGGACCCUUCAUACGUCAACUCCGCCAUCUCCAACGCUAUCAUCUCUAGCGUCUACCCCGACUGGUACUCCAACGUCCCCGAGAGCGUGAAGCCAUAUAUCACAGCCGCUCUCAUCUCUGAGUCACCUACAGCUUACUCCUCCGCCGUCGCCGCCGCUACCUCCAGCAUUAGCGGCUCCGCUUCUGGCUCCAGCUCUGGCUCCAGUAGCCCAUCGGUAACCUCCAGCGGUGCUUCUAGCACUGGAUCCACCACUGGCUCUAGCUCCGAUGCCUCGUCUACUGGUGUCACGACCUCUACUGCCAGUACUACCGAUUCCUCUUCUACUGCUGGCAGCUCGGACUCAGCUUCGUCUUCUGCCUCUGGCUCUCCUUCUCCUUCUACUUCUGAUGGUGGUGCUGCUCCUACCGGUGUUGCUAUGGGCCUUGCUGGCGCCGCUGGUGUCCUCGGACUUGCCCUCGCCCUCUAA